AUAAUUAUUUAUUUUUAUGACCAUUUUUUAAGAGAUCUUCAUUUUUUAUAAAUAGGAGAUCUGAAAAAGUUAUUUUCUUUUAUGUAAAUUGUAAGAGGCCAAAAAAUUUUAUUUGCUCCUCUACGUUAGGUUGUUAGUCGAAUCAAAACCUAAUCUGAUUCCUCUUUUUGUAUCUGUGAUAGGCUAUGAAUUUAAGAUGGUUUUUACGUAUUUGGUGGGCAAAAUAAAGAAUGCAUAAAAUUGGUGGGUGACUUGAACAGUAAAAGAAAAGUGAUUGGGGGGAGAAUUGUAAAUAUAAAGUAUUUUGUUAUAAGCAGAAGAGAAAACAAAAGCCCUGUGGAAGUGGAAGGUUAGGCGGUGCCGGAUUUCGUCAUCACAGUCCUCUCAUUGAGGAAGGAAUAGGAGCUGGGUUUUCCUUGUUCCAGUUGCUUGAAUGGCGACAAUAGCUUCUGGUGCUUUGGUUACUCUAGAAGAGCUGGCUCCGUCUUUGCCACACUUUAAGCAUGGCAUCUCUCUUCGAAUAACUGGAAAGCUCCAAGAUUAUGAUGUGGAGACUGCUAUUGCUGUGAUCGUUGAUAGAAAUGCAUCAUUAAAAGUUGACACACAGCACUUGAAUCUCAAUCUUCGCAUUGGUUCCAUCUUCCAGUUUAUUGGGGAAUUGCUUCUUGAACCUGAUCAGGAGGCAAUUCUGAAGGCACGAGUUGGACGAAAUGUAGAUGGAAUGGAUCUCAAUCUCUAUCGUCAAUCUCUGCAGCUCUUGAGAGAUUUUCAAGCUGGUCGUUGAAUAGUUACACCCCUUACUUACACCCCUUACUGAAGGAAUUAUCAUUGAAAAUUUACCAAGAGUAAGUAGCUAGAUACCAUUUUGGAAACAUAGUAAAGGGCAUUCUUGUCAUAUUCAUGGGAUUUACUCUUUAAGAUUAUGCCGGGCUAGUAGUCAUACAGCAUGAUGUUGCACAGCUAGAAAAAAUGUGUUCCUGAAAGGCAUUCUUAUACAAUUUGCAAAAUGCAGUCUUCUUUUUAUCUCU
Molecule: messenger RNA, 1028 nt
Organism: Lycium ferocissimum
Lineage: Eukaryota; Viridiplantae; Streptophyta; Magnoliopsida; Solanales; Solanaceae
Product: CST complex subunit TEN1
Exons: 4
Coding region: 434-784 (116 amino acids)
Biological process (GO): negative regulation of telomere maintenance via telomerase
Cellular component (GO): CST complex
Molecular function (GO): single-stranded DNA binding; telomeric repeat DNA binding; telomerase inhibitor activity
Source: RefSeq, a predicted model, not a curated record